Messenger RNA from Diaporthe citri, 1104 nucleotides. RefSeq lists its product as uncharacterized. The record is from RefSeq and is a predicted model, not a curated record. The transcript is spliced from 2 exons. Lineage: Eukaryota; Fungi; Ascomycota; Sordariomycetes; Diaporthales; Diaporthaceae. Bases 1 to 1104 code for a protein of 367 amino acids.
AUGCCUCAAAUCCUACUCAUCGGCGGCACCGGGCACGUUGGUGGUGCAGUGCUGCACAAGAUCCUGGAGCAGCAUGCGGCCGACGUCCAGGUCAAGGUUGUCGUCCGGGGCGAGGACAAGGCGUCGCGACUGGUCGCCAAGUACCCUCAGGUGCAGACGGUCCUGGGCGACCUCGCAGACCACAAGACCAUCGAGGAGGCCAGCUCCCAGGCCGACAUCGUCAUCAAUGCCGGUCCGGACAUCACCCACGAUAAGGGUAUCAGUGCCAUCUUCCGCGGCCUGAACUCACGAAAGGCAGCGCUGGGCGCGUCCCAGACGCCGUACUACAUCCACACCUCGGGUGCGUCCCUGAUCUGGGACGAGCCGGAGGGCGUGAAUGGGUCCCGGUGGUGGGACGACAUCAACGACAUAGCGGAGCUGAGCGCCCUGGAGGAGAAGCACACGCACGCCGUCACGGACCGGAUCGUGCGCGAGGGCGCCAAGGACGUCAACGUGGCCAUCGUGUCGCCCGGGUUCGUGGGCGGCAUGAGCCCCUCGACCGAGCACCCGACGCCCAUCACGACGCCCGCCAUCCUGACCACGGCCCGGGCCUUCAAGUCGGGCUUCCAGAUCUCCCCCGGCGAGAACAGGCACGCCUGGGUCCACGUCAUGGACCUGGCACGGAUCUACCUGAUCCUCAUCAACGACGCGCUCGCCGCGCUCGCCGGGAAGCCCAUCGAGAGGGACGCCGGCGUGCUGCCGCUGUGGGGGCCGGAGGCGUACUACUUUGCCACGGGCGAGGACAUCGCGUUUUCAGACUUCAUGAGGGGCCUGGUGCCGGUGCUGAAGCAGCACGGCGUCAUCGAGAGCGACGAGAUGAAGUCUGUGAGUGUGACCGAGGCGGCGAGGAUCAGCCUUGCCGGGCCCGACGGCGAGUACGACCCGCUCGCCCCGCCGCCGCCUCCUGAUUCCUGGGCGAUGCACAUCGCCAUCAUGUACGGGGUAAACAUGAAGAUUCGGGGUUCGAGGGUCGCGAAGCUGGGGUGGACGGCGACGGGCUCGGUGGUGGAUACCUUCCCCGACGUUGUUCCUGAGUUCCUGCGCCGAGAGAAGCAGAAUGCUUAG